Molecule: messenger RNA, 1104 nt
Organism: Phytophthora sojae
Lineage: Eukaryota; Oomycota; Peronosporomycetes; Peronosporales; Peronosporaceae
Exons: 1
Coding region: 1-1104 (367 amino acids)
Biological process (GO): protein phosphorylation
Molecular function (GO): ATP binding; protein kinase activity
Source: RefSeq, a predicted model, not a curated record
AUGGGCCUCCUGCGCAACUACAUGGACGCGAUGCUGACGGCCACGUUCUCGCCCUUCUCGUCGCCGCGCGGGUCCGGCAGCGCCACGACGCCCAAGACGAGCAAGAAGAAGUCGGCGGCGGCGGCGUCGACCCCGCGGACGCCGCCGCAACCGGCACCGGAGCCUGCGCCCAUGAUGCCGAUCGCGACCCCGACUACCGUCACCCGGUCGCCGCCGCAGCGGCUGUCCGACUUCAAGGUGCUGGAGACGCUGGCGCCGGCGCUCUUCGGAGAGGUCUUGCUGUGCCUCGACUCCAAGACCGGCCGCCAGUUCGCCGUCAAGCGCGUGGACCUCCGCUGCGCGCGCGCCCGGGUGACCAUCGGCAAGCAGAUCCGCGUGGUCGAGAGUCUGCAGCAGGAGCGCGCCGUGCACCGCAAGCUCGUGGCGGCGCAGACCUCGAACCUGCUGCUGCUGGAGGAGGAGGUGCAGUGCGGCGGCAACCUCUACCUCGUCUUCCCGUUCUGCUCGGGCGGAGACCUGUUCGACGUCGUGCGUCACAGCCCCCUCGACGGUCGCCUGCCCGAGGCCACCGCGCGUCGCUUCCUGCGCGACGUCGUGCGUGGACUGCUGUGCAUGAAGCAGAACGGCCUGGCGCACCGCGACAUCUCGCUGGAGAACGUGCUGCUGGACGCCGAGGGCGUCUGCCACGUGUGCGACUUCGGGCUGGCCACGCAGCACGGCAAGCCGCUGGCGCCCGGACGCGUGGGCAAGGCCUGGUACAUGGCGCCCGAGGUCUUCGCAGCCAAGGAGCCGUACGACCCGCUGGCCGCCGACAUGUGGUCGCUCGGCGUGCUGCUGGCCAUCAUGCUCGCGGGCGCGCCGCUCGUCGAGAAGCCCACGAGCGAGGACCGGCAGUUCCGCGUCCUGAGCCACGGCGGGGGCGUGCGCAAGCUGCGGCGCGUGUUCCCGCGCAAGCUGUCGGAGGUGACCUGGGACCUCCUGGAGAAGCUGCUGAGCAUGGACCCGCGCAAGCGCCCGACUCUGGAGCAGGUCGUGGAGCACCCGUUCCUGACCUCCGACCUGCACCACCACACGCCCAACUACUCCAACUGCUUCUCGCGGUGA